Messenger RNA from Pangasianodon hypophthalmus (striped catfish), 3317 nucleotides. RefSeq names its product karyopherin alpha 1 (importin alpha 5) (gene kpna1). The transcript is spliced from 14 exons. Gene Ontology annotation, molecular function: protein binding; nuclear import signal receptor activity. Gene Ontology annotation, biological process: postsynapse to nucleus signaling pathway; NLS-bearing protein import into nucleus. Bases 124 to 1740 code for a protein of 538 amino acids. Gene Ontology annotation, cellular component: nucleoplasm; cytoplasm; nucleus. The record is from RefSeq and is a predicted model, not a curated record. Lineage: Eukaryota; Metazoa; Chordata; Actinopteri; Siluriformes; Pangasiidae.
UGCGCUGACAGAAAGCCUGCCUUCCGAAUCACGCAUGCGCAGUAGCAUAAUACCGGCGGACUCUUCAGAUCAGUGGCCCGAACGACGAGGGGAUAAACCGAGACCGUUUUUACAGGCUGCACCAUGAGUCAAGGAAAGGACAACGCACGACUCCGAAGCUAUAAGAACAAAUCGCUUAACACAGACGAGAUGAGGAGGAGGAGGGAGGAGGAAGGCCUGCAGCUACGCAAACAGAAGAAAGAUGAACAGCUGUUCAAACGAAGGAAUGUGGCCACAGUGGAGGAAGACUGCACACUGGAGGAUGAUGGGAUGUCAGACAGCGGCUACCUGGAAUCCCAGGCCAAUAACAUGGAACAAAUCACGGGUGGUGUUAUAUCUGAGGACAUGACCCAGAUGAUCUUCUCCAGCUCUCCAGAACAGCAGCUUAUGGGAACACAACGCUUCAGAAAGCUUUUGUCUAAAGAGCCCAACCCCCCUAUUGAUGAAGUUAUUGCCACACCUGGUGUAGUGGAGCGCUUUGUGGAGUUCCUGAAGAGGAAGGAGAACUGCACACUACAGUUUGAAGCAGCGUGGGUCUUGACAAACAUCGCCUCUGGCACAUCUCACCAGACGCGCGUGGUGAUCCAGGCUGGUGCUGUGCCCAUCUUCAUAGAGAUGCUCAGCUCUGACUUUGAGGAUGUCCAGGAGCAGGCGGUGUGGGCGUUAGGGAACAUUGCAGGAGACAGCACAGAGUGCAGAGACUAUGUGUUGGAUUGCAACAUCCUUCCCUCACUUAUACAGCUCUUGACCAAACAGAAUCGCUUGACUAUGAUGAGAAACGCAGUGUGGGCUCUGUCUAACCUGUGCAGAGGCAAGAACCCACCUCCAGAUUUCACCAAGGUGUCACCGUGCCUCAGCGUGCUCUCCUGGCUGCUCUUUGUGAAUGAUACAGACAUUCUGGCUGAUGCAUGCUGGGCACUCUCCUACCUGUCUGACGGACCCAAUGAAAAGAUCCAAGCUGUUAUAGACUCAGGCGUGUGCCGCAGACUGGUGGAGCUGCUACUACAUUCGGAUUAUAAGGUUGUCUCUCCUGCGCUUCGGGCUGUGGGGAACAUCGUCACAGGAGAUGACGUCCAGACACAGGUGAUCCUGAACUGCUCUGCCCUUCAGAGUCUCCUUCACCUGCUAUGUAGCCCUAAGGAGUCCAUUAAGAAAGAAGCCUGUUGGACAAUCUCCAAUAUUACUGCUGGUAACCGGGCACAGAUACAGAUGGUGAUAGACGCAGGUUUGCUUCCUCCUCUUAUCACUAUCCUUCAGGUGGCUGAGUUCCGGACGAGGAAGGAGGCGGCGUGGGCCAUCACCAACGCCACGUCUGGGGGCUCUGCUGAGCAGAUCAGGCAUCUGGUGGAGCUAGGUUGCAUCAAGCCUCUCUGCGACCUUCUGACCCUGAUGGACUCCAAGAUUGUGCAGGUGGCACUGAAUGGCCUGGAGAACAUCCUCAGACUGGGUGAGCUGGAGGCCAAGCGAGGAGGAGGAAUCAACCCGUACUGUGCUCUCAUCGAGGAAGCAUACGGUCUGGAUAAGCUGGAGUUCCUGCAGGGCCACGAGAACCAGGAGAUCUACCAGAAGGCUUUCGACCUGAUCGAGCGCUACUUCAGCCCCGAGGACGAGGAUCCAGCCCUGGCCCCCGCCGUCGACCUGCAGCAGCAGCAGUUCCUUUUCCAGCAGUGCGAGGCUCCUAUGGAGGGCUUCCAGCUCUGAGUGCCAGAAAAGCCACAGCGGAGAGAGUUAUUAAUAUCUAUAAUGAUUAGAAAGAGUGUGACGUUGCAAGAGCCUGUGUUGCUGGUCGACUUCCUUAACCUUUACCUUUCCUGCUCCCUUCACACCUGCUGUCACUGGUUUUGAAGAACGGCUUCAGGAAAAAAGAACCAGACUGAUCCAAAAAAUUUUCACCAGAGCAGCUCUGGAACUCUUGAAAGACUCCCAUAUUGCCCACGCAUUAAUUCCCACCACCGAACCCAAAAAAAGAUCCCCCGUCCAAUAUAAACAAGCAUCAAGACUACACGCUGCAUCCGGCUGAGAGUCGAUUAGAAGCUGGGUAUUGACUGCUUGUACGUAUGACCUUGCUGCAAUACGGACGUCUUGAGACGGACGGCCUGUACGCGAUUCUUUUUCAUUAGUUCAGAAACACUGGACUGACCGUGUGACUGUGGGAGCGCCUGGAAGUGCGCAUACAAAACAAACAAACAAACAAACAAAAAAACAGAGAGGCACAACUUGGCCAGUCUGCCCUGAAGACUGAAAAGACUUCAGCACUUUUCUCUAUUCAUUAGACCCGGACUGCAUACAAAAAGGCAACUCUUGCUGACGGACAGAGACAGGAGUCCAGACUGUAUGUGACUGACUGUGUGCCACUUAACUGAAUAUCGAACUUAUUUACUUUCAUUCUCAUGCAUUCCUACGACGACUGUGCAGGCUCCUUACAUUUGCACCUUCUGGGAGUUGGAAUCUCCCUGCGCACUGAGACAAAGACGAACUUUUUUUUUUUUUUCCCUCGAGCCUGUGCGCCAGACUCUUCGGACUUAAGAGGACAAUUCCAUACGAUUAUCAUCCUGUAUCAUCAGCAGCACUUUAUGUUCAGGACACAAAUCCUUUGGUUCGAAUGGAAAUCAUUAUUCUUUCCAUGCAGUACCUGGCUCUCCGCUCCUCAGGAAAUGAGACGAGAAAAGUGCGCCUCGGUGCACGCCCCAGAUCGCAGGACGUUCUUUUACAGAACUAAACACACUAAAUUUUGGAGUGAAAUCUCAUGGCUGAUGAGCUUUGCCCUUCUGAAGCUUCCUCCACUACUCGGACUCUUGAUGACAUUUAAUGAGCUGAAAUCUUAGCUUCCCAGUGUGUGACACACACAUACACACACUUUAACAUGACUGAUAUUGCUUAUCACAGACCCAUGUUCAGAUGACCCCCAUAUAGUAUCAUCAUUAACUAGAGCGACAUGAGAAAGAAAAAAAAAAAACAUUUCUUCAUGUCUCAUUUUGGGGGUGGAAUCUGUUAGUACCGACUGUGCCAUAAUCCUUAUGUGAAAUUAAGAUUUACAACCCAGCAGCAAUUUAAGUAAGGCAUAACCAUGCAGAAAUGAAUCCAAAUUGAGCUUGAAGCAUACUGGUGAUUUUGUUUGCUCAAACGCUGCAAGAUUGUUUACUAGAUUUUUUUUUUUUUUUUUAAAUGUCAGAUUCUCCCAUUGAGAGAUGACCAGCUCUUCAUUUUCAAUACUGCUGUUGUAUUGAGAUUGUGUAACUGUUCUCUGUUAAGCCAUUUGCAUAAAUGCUGUUUCAUGA